Syngnathoides biaculeatus (alligator pipefish) is the source of this 2229-nucleotide messenger RNA. It is a transcript of the gene lamp3, whose product is annotated as lysosomal associated membrane protein 3. The transcript is spliced from 8 exons. The coding region runs from base 1232 to 1963 and encodes 243 amino acids. Gene Ontology annotation, cellular component: membrane. Lineage: Eukaryota; Metazoa; Chordata; Actinopteri; Syngnathiformes; Syngnathidae. The record is from RefSeq and is a predicted model, not a curated record.
GGGAACGAGGCAUCAGUGGCAACGAUCUGGCAAAGGACCAAUCGUGCCCAGGGUCCUAUAUAUACACCGGAGUUCAUCAGACCGUAUGAGGCGCAGGUGUGCGCCUCCGAAUCAGCUGGCCACGCAUAGCCAGGACUUGAUGGCGGGGACAUGACAGUCAGUUGGUCACAUCUGGAGUUACUGAGAAAAGUUCCUUUACAAUCAUCACAAGUGUGAAUUUCGUAUUCAUUUUGUCUUUGUAAUCACUGAUUUGAUCUGUUCUUUUUCCAAGGGGAAAUUAUUCGAUGUACAUCUUUUGGUUAUGUCCCUUACCAAGUUUCACUUCAAUCAGUUGCUUUGUGUUACUUGCCAUGAUUGUACCUCUGCAUUUGCAGUUAUUACUCAGCUUAUGUAAACUUCGUGAACUUGGAGGGCAUUUUAUCAUAUGCCAACCCCUGCAAAACAGUGUUCCUCAAAGACAUUCUUCUGGACGUAUCCUGUGAUUAGGCUCUGACAUCAGGUUCAACAGUCUCCAGCUUUCUCUCUCCAAUUUUCCGUUUCUCAUGAAUACAAGUAAAACAAACACCAAACGAGAUUCACAGCAUACUGCUUCCCACUUUCAAAAUCUUCUUCUUGAAUGGUGCUAACAUGAAAUUUGUGUCAACACUAUAGGUUCUGUUUUGCUAACUAGCGCAACAUGCGGCAUAACUCCUCAAGUGGGCUUGUUAGAAUGGCUUGUCGUGAUCUUGCAGGUGCACACAGUACGCAUCUGAUUACCAGUAAGUUGACUGCUUUCAAGAAGCUAGCAUUUGGCACCUCCACAGCAUGUGGAUUACAUGCCUUUUUUGAGGAGGAAUAAGGUGAACUCCCCCCCACCUAGUCCACAGUAUGUCCUUCCCGUUGGACAUACUCUGGCGCCAACACUGAUCUUGAUUAUUUGUGAUAGGUACCUUUUUUUUUUUUUUUUUACCUCGAGCAUGAAAAUGUCUGUGCAUGUGCUUGCUCUGCAUGAACUAGAAACUGCUCCAGAAUCUUUGCACUAACUACAGUUAAGUGAGUUUGACUUGACUGAGUCGUUGCUGACUUAGAUGCUAUUGCUUCAUCAAACUCAACUGAAAUUUGCAGAUGCCGACAUGGACAAGCUUUUUUGAUCAUCAGACGAGAAAAACAUUGAACUAUUUAGCCACAAGAACAAAUAUUUUUAGUCAAAGAAAAGUUUUCAAAACUACCAACUGCCUGUGGUAUUGGGACAAUGAAUAAAGAAGACAGAGGAGGAAUACCUGGAGGUGUCAACUUAUUUGGAAAUAAUAAAUCAAUCGUUGCUGCUUCAAGUUUUGGGACUCACAUCUACCGGCCAGUCCUGCAACCCACGGAGGUCCUCCCUCUGAUAGGAACCUACACUAUGAAAAACACAGAGGGAGAAGUAUGCAUCAAAGCUUCCCUGGGAGCACAGUACAUCGUCAUCAUUCAGAAGAAGAGGUGGUUUUUCAACUUGGAUCCUCUCAAGGUCCUGGCGAGCGGUUCCUGCCACAGGGAUUUAGCUGUCUUGUCUCUCACAAUUCCUAAUAAUGGUGCCAGCCUUCAGUUCACUUUCAAAAAGGAAAAUAAUCAUUAUUAUGUCACCAGGCUGCUAGCCUCGUUGAUUCCUCAGCCUGUCUGCUUGGGAUGUGCUAAUAAGACUUAUUCAGGUUUGGUGUCACGUAGCAAGCUGUUUGCAGCAUCUUAUGGUCGAAGCUUUACCUGCAAAUCUGCAAAUGUGGUUCUGACAUCUUCAGAAAUGAGUAUUAACAUGGUACCUGUGCAUAUGCAGGCAUUCGGUGUGCCCAAUGGACAAUAUGGAGAAGUGGAAGAGUGUUUGGCUGAUUUUAUCAAGAGGACCGUCCCCGUUAUCGUUUUGGCCAUCGGUGUUGGCCUUUUGAUGAUUGCCGUGGUGACUUUGUUAUUGCUUAAAGAACAUCGCAUGCAUGGCUAUGAAAGGUUCUGAGAUGUCUCUGAAACUGAAAAACUCCCGCAAAUAUGGACAGUGUUUGCAUAAAGCUGUGUUUGGCUGCUGACCACUCCAAGGCGUAUCCCACCUCAUGACCGAUGUCAACUGGGAUAAAGUCGAGCUCAACUGUGACCGUGAGGAUAACUGGAACACAAAAGGGAUGGGUGUUAGUAUCAUGUUGAGUGAUGUGGUAUUUUAAUCUAUGUGAAAACAUUUGGAUUACAAUGAUGCCGUUGCACUUGAUGUCAAUUAAAUCCCCUAUA